UUACUCCAAAUCGACGUAUAUAUAUUUAGUGGUUGACAAUAUCGUAGUUCUAUCCGAAAGUCUCCGUGUACUGGAUUGUGGUUAUUUGAAUAUGUGCUCGGAGACCGCCAACUUCAAGUUCUUCUUACUACAGUGCUUCCUUUUGACAUUUGGUCUGGCAGUGGUCCAAAUGAUGGGAUGGGAAAAAUCUACCGAAGUUAUGUACGAGAGAAUAGAGCAGAUUAAUGGUUCAGAUUACUUGACGGCGAGUAAAAUACGAAUUCGCAAGUACAAUCGGACAAUGUCCGUGUUGGAUGGAGAACUCGAAAUUUUGCGUGACCUGAACGACAGUUACACGUUCACGGUUUCCCUAUCGUACAGUGUACUAGGAAAUAAUCAAUUUAUCCUGUCACCGUACAAAAUUCCAUUGCAAAAGUUCUGCCAGUUUCUCAAUACAACCUACAGAGACUAUCGGGAGUUCUAUCGGAACACCACCAAUUUUCCGGAAGUCGGCACGUGUCCGAUGGCGUCCCAAGUGUACUACGUCAAGAACAAGGUUUUGGACGCCAAAUUUAUCAACGAGUACUUUCAGCCAGGCCUCUGGAAACUGAAACUAAUAUUUUAUAUCGACAAAGAGGAGUUUGCCGUAGUCGUAAUAGACCUUUAUUUCCGAGUGCGAAACGGCAUGAUGUAG
This is a messenger RNA of Anopheles cruzii, 673 nucleotides long. RefSeq lists its product as uncharacterized. The record is from RefSeq and is a predicted model, not a curated record. NCBI's taxonomy places the organism in Eukaryota, Metazoa, Arthropoda, Insecta, Diptera, Culicidae. Bases 92 to 673 code for a protein of 193 amino acids. The transcript has 2 exons.